AUGCAACUGCGGCUCGGUCAACCUCUUUUGAGGCACGGUUACCCAUCUCGAGAUUUCGAGGCAACCACAAACUUUCGAACACGUCUCAUCGUUUGUCCUAAAAUCGAAAUGUCUGGUCGAGGAUUUUCUGUCUACGUCGGAAACGCUGCCUACCAAACUACGGAGCAGGAGCUCGGAGACUAUUUCAGCUCGGUCGGACAAGUUACCAACGUCAAAAUCGUCUGUGACCGCGAGACUGGGCGUCCAAGAGGAUUCGCAUUCGUCGAGUUCGCUGAUGAGGCUUCAGCUCAGAAAGCUUGCGAGCAGCUCAAUGGAGCCGACUUCAAUGGAAGACAACUUCGCGUGAACCUUGCCUCCAAAUAA
Caenorhabditis remanei is the source of this 363-nucleotide messenger RNA. RefSeq lists its product as uncharacterized. NCBI's taxonomy places the organism in Eukaryota, Metazoa, Nematoda, Chromadorea, Rhabditida, Rhabditidae. Gene Ontology annotation, molecular function: mRNA binding. The record is from RefSeq and is a predicted model, not a curated record. The transcript is spliced from 3 exons. The coding region runs from base 1 to 363 and encodes 120 amino acids.